Molecule: messenger RNA, 4070 nt
Organism: Hirundo rustica (Barn swallow)
Lineage: Eukaryota; Metazoa; Chordata; Aves; Passeriformes; Hirundinidae
Gene: MDGA2
Product: MAM domain containing glycosylphosphatidylinositol anchor 2
Exons: 16
Coding region: 1-2526 (841 amino acids)
Biological process (GO): nervous system development
Cellular component (GO): membrane
Source: RefSeq, a predicted model, not a curated record
AUGGAUGUAGCCAUCGGGCUGCUGGGGCUGCUGACGGUUCUGCUGGAGGGCAGCUCCGGCCAAGGGGUGUACGCCCCCCCCACGGUGCGGAUCGUGCACUCGGGCCUGGCCUGCAACAUCGAGGAGGAGCGCUACUCCGAGAGGGUCUACACCAUCCGCGAGGGAGAGACCCUGGAGCUCACCUGCCUGGUCACCGGCCACCCCCGGCCACAGAUCAGGUGGACCAAAACAGCAGGAAGUGCCUCUGACAGAUUCCAAGAUUCCAGUGUCUUCAACGAAACCCUGAGGAUUUCCAACAUCCAGAGACACCAGGGAGGACGCUACUACUGCAAGGCUGAGAACGGCCUGGGCUCCCCGGCCAUCAAAUCCAUCCGAGUGGACGUGUACUAUUUGGAUGAUCCCAUAGUCACGGUCCACCAGAGCAUCGGCGAAGCCAAGGAGCAGUUUUAUUAUGAGAAGACCGUGUUCCUCAGGUGCGUGGCCAACUCCAACCCGCCCGUGCGCUACAGCUGGCGCCGCGGCCAGGAGGUGCUGCUGCAGGGCUCCGACAAGGGAGUGGAGAUCUACGAGCCCUUCUUUACCCAGGGAGAAACAAAGAUCCUGAAGCUGAAGAACCUGCGACCUCAGGACUACGCCAACUACAGCUGCAUUGCCUCGGUGCGGAAUGUCUGCAGCAUCCCGGAUAAAAUGGUGUCCUUCCGCCUCUCCAACAAAACAGCAUCCCCUUCCAUCAAGCUCCUGGUGGACGACCCCAUCGUGGUGAACCCUGGAGAAGCCAUCACCUUGGUGUGUGUGACCACCGGCGGGGAGCCGGCGCCCAGCCUGACCUGGGUGAGGUCUGCGGGGGUCCUGCCCGACAAGACCGUCCUGAACGGGGGCACUCUGACCAUUCCCGCCGUCACCUCCGAGGAUUCCGGCACCUACAGCUGCAUCGCCAACAACAACGUCGGCAACCCCGCCAAGAAGUCCACCAACAUCAUCGUCAGAGCCUUAAAAAAAGGACGCUUUUGGAUCACCCCCGACCCGUACCACAAGGACGACAACAUCCAGAUCGGGCGGGAGGUGAAGAUCUCGUGCCAGGUGGAAGCCAUCCCCUCGGAGGAGCUGGCCUUCAGCUGGUUCAAGAACGGGCGGCCGCUGCGCAGCUCGGAGAGGAUGGUGAUCACCCAGACCGACCCCGACGUGUCCCCCGGCACCACCAACCUGGACAUCAUCGACCUCAAGUUCACGGAUUUCGGGACCUACACCUGCGUGGCGUCCCUCAAGGGAGGCGGCAUCUCGGACAUCAGCAUCGAUGUCAACAUCUCCAGCAGCACGGUGCCCCCCAACCUGACGGUCCCUCAGGAGAAAUCCCCGCUGGUGACGCGGGAAGGGGACACCAUCGAGCUGCAGUGCCAGGUGACCGGGAAACCCAAACCCAUCAUCCUGUGGUCCCGGGCCGACAAGGAGGUGGCCAUGCCCGACGGCGCCCUGCAGACCGAGAGCUACGACGGGAUCCUGCGGAUCGUCAACGUUUCCCGGGAAAUGACCGGGACCUACCGGUGCCAGACCAGCCAAUACAACGGAUUUAACGUCAAGCCCAGAGAGGCGCUGGUGCAGCUCAUCGUGCAGUACCCCCCGGCGGUGGAGCCGGCGUUCCUGGAAGGAAUCCCAAAACCUCUGACCUUUGAUCCCUCUGGGUUCCAGGCCGGGCAGCAGCGCUGGUGGGAGCAGGAGAUCACGGUGAACGGGAAUAUCCAGAAGGGGGAAUUGAUCACCUACAACCUGACGGAGCUCAUCAAGCCCGAGGCCUACGAGGUGCGCCUGACGCCCAUCACGCGGUUCGGCGAGGGCGACUCCACCAUCCGCGUCAUCAAAUACAGCGCUCCGGUGAAUCCACAUCUCCGAGAGUUCCACUGUGGCUUUGAGGAUGGGAACAUUUGCCUGUUCACUCAAGACGACACCGACAACUUCGACUGGACAAAACAAAGCACUGCCACCAGGGACACGAAAUACACCCCCAACACGGGGCCCAACGCCGACCGCACCGGCUCCAAGGAGGGUUUUUACAUGUACAUCGAGACGUCCCGGCCCAGGCUGGAGGGGGAGAAGGCCAGACUCGUCAGUCCCGUUUUCAGCGUCGCUCCCAAAAAUCCCUACGGAGCCGCCAACACGGCCUAUUGCUUCAGCUUCUACUAUCACAUGUAUGGACAGCACAUAGGAAGUUUGAACGUUUACCUGCGGCUCAAGGGUCAGACCGCCAUAGAAAACCCCUUGUGGUCUUCGAGUGGGAAUAAGGGACAGCACUGGAACCAAGCCCGGGUGAACAUCAACCCCCCCACCUCAUUCCAGCUCAUCUUUGAAGGGAUCCGUGGCCCUGGAAUCGAAGGGGACAUUGCUAUUGACGACGUGUCCAUUGUGGAAGGAGAGUGUAUGAAAUCAGACCAACCGGCCAACAAUCUACGAUCAGGUGCUGUUGGGCCAUUAGCACAUAUACGACUUCUCCCACUCCUCAUCCUCAUGUCUGUCUUGAGUCAUCAGAGGUGACCUCAUCCCGGCAGAGGCUGCAAAAGGUUCACCAGGCGCUGGCAUGAAGAAAGAGUCUUUGUAAAAUGGACAUUUCCAAACAAACUACCAAAGAUUCCUCCACUGACUGACUCGAAAGUUAAAUAAACGCGUAAAUAAAUAAUUAAAAAAAUAAAAAUAAAAUAAAAUAAAAUAAAAUAAACAGAUUAAGAAAGCACUGGGGGCUUGAAAAGGCAUCACGGGAGUGGAACUCACUAAGAACCAAGCUUGAGACCGAGAUCUGGCCUAAGUAAGGAAGAGACUUUCAGGUGCUUUUGUGGUCACUGAUGAAUUCAGCGUCAUCUGGUUGGACUCUCGGCAAAGAGCUCUAGAAACCCUCGUCAAAGCACAAAGUCAUGGCUGGUUUUGUUUCAAAUGAAUCGUUUGCUUGUUACCAUGGAAACCGAAUGGCCUGCCCGAAAAAAAAAAAAAAAAAAAGAGGAAUUAGAAAAAGAGAGAGAUAGAUAGUAAAAAAAAACAGAGAGAGAGAGAGAGAGAAACACCUCACUGUAAACAGGGUACGUGAAGAGCUGGCGUUCAUUUUCCCUUCCCGAAGGUUUUUUAGCGUAGAGUUAAACAAGUGUCGGCCCUUUCUACUUCGGCUGUCACCUCCCUCGGAGGACAACCCGGAAUCGGAGCUGUUUGCAGACGUUCCCGUUCCACUCCUCACGGCUCUGCUCGGUGACUGUGUGCUGUCUCCUUUUGCAUGCAUCCCCAUCCAGGAUGUGCCACCCGGGCUCACAUUUGUCACAGGCUUCACUGGGAGUUUGCUCGCGGCCGCCGGAAGAUCCCUCUCCCCUCCCCACCGGAGUCAUCAGCUCUACGGAAAGUGAAGAAACCAAACCACCGUCUUUUAUAAAUUGCCAUGGAAACCAAGUGCCUUCAAUGAAACAAGCCUGAUUUAAAAAAAAAAAAAAACCACAAACACAAAAAACAAAAACAAAAAAAAGAGAACUCUAUAUAUAUAUAUAAAUAUAUAUUAAAAAAUUUAAAAAAUUAUAAUAAAUGUAAUAACGAUGAUUUCGACGCGGAAGCUUUGCACCGCUGAAAACGUGGGUUGUGCAAACUCUUUUCUAAACUAACUCUGGAGCCUGGGCGUGCAGGCAAGGAGACGGAGCCGCUUCUGGAGAAGGACGGAUGGACCCAAGCUGCUGCGGAAAGCCUUUGGGACAAGAUCCGCGUCGCGUGACCUUCCAGACAGCCAUGGCCUUUCAGCUUCUUAUCCAUUCGGAACAGCUCCCGGCAGUGCGGCCGAUGGGAGCAGCACUCCUGUGUUGUCGUCGUCGUCGUCGUUUCGGGUUCUCCAGUGGGUCAACCAGAGGAACAAAGGUGGUUCAGACGCACUCUUGGUGCAGGAGGUGGUGAAACUCGGGAUGAUUUUCUUACUCUCCCCCUCCGUUGGGAUGGCUCCCGACAUCCGGAGCUCCGGACACCCCGAGGGGGCUCUGCCUCUGCCCCGGAGCCAGACUCGGCGCAGAGGGCGAAAGAUUAUUUUGUUACUGUAGCGAAAUUCAAAAAAACAAACA